This is a messenger RNA of Anas platyrhynchos (mallard), 1816 nucleotides long. NCBI's taxonomy places the organism in Eukaryota, Metazoa, Chordata, Aves, Anseriformes, Anatidae. The record is from RefSeq and is a predicted model, not a curated record.
UUCCUGACAUACCCCCCCCAAAGAACUGUAAUUAUGUUAGCAAGGCUGCAGGAGCGUUAAACAGCUUUUUCCCAGUUCUUUUGCUUUUUGCUGCCCUUCUAUGCCUUCCUGUCCUGAUUAUAAAUGGUUCUUUUUAUUUUGUGUUUGUCAUGUGCAUGGUUCUUAGGAUAUUAGAGAAAACAUGCUGAAGACUAACUGUGAGGCAUGGCUAUUUUUAUUAGAAGCUGAUACUUUAGACUGAGCUUUAAGUAUUGCCUCUGGAAGGCCUGAGGUUGCUUGGGGAGGGCAGGAGUCUCCAGAGGAAAGAGAAAGUUCAGAGGGGCACAAAAGAAGAAGGAACAAAAUUAGAAAAAGCAGAGGACCUCCCUCGUGCUCAUUCUGAAGCUCCUGUAAAAUCCAGAAACCCAGAAGUAUUAUCUAAUCUGCCAGAGUACAUAUUGACCUUUUUAACAGAGUAAUUCUUACCAUCAUCAUCAUCAUGGCUGAGACUGCAGCAGAAGGACGUAUGUCUAUGACCACAACAAUAAUAGAUGGUAAGAACGGAUCUGUUCCCUCAUCAUCCAUGAAAGUGGGCAAGAAAUCGGUUACAGAAGACCUAGUGACAACAUUCAGCUCACCAGCAGCAUGGCUUCUUGUUGUCGCUCUGAUUGUUACCUGGUCAGCAGUAGCUAUUGUAAUGUUUGACUUGGUGGAUUACAAAGCCUUUGCAGCCACCUAUUCACAACAUUGCGAUGAUCCCUGUUUACCACCUGGAAGAUCUGUUAACAAGCUCAGCACAGAACCACUGAGAAUCAUUCAUGAGACACUGGAAGAAUCCACUGAUUGGCUUUAUGGCUUUAUUUCUUUAUUGUCUGACAUCAUAUGGAGUGAUGAUGAUGACACUGAUGAAGGUGAAGUGGAAUCUUCCCUGAAAAAAGAAAUCCAUAAAGCGAAACCAGAGAGACAUGAAAAACGAACUCCAAAAGUAAUUCACAGAGACAAACCUGAAAAACAAGAAAAAAUUGAAAAGAAGGAACCCAUAAAAGUGACACAUAAAGACAAAACGGAACGGCAAGAAAAACCUGAAAAAAAGGAGAAGCAUACAGCUAUUCACAAAGAGAAAUCUGAAAAGCCAGAAAAACACGAAAAGAAAGCACCUCCUAAAGUAAUUCAAAAAGACAAACCUGAAAGACAUGAAAAAGCUGAAAAGAAAACUCCUCCCAAAGAGGAGAAGAAAGUAAAGAGCACCAAAGUGGAAGCAAAAGUUAAAAAGGAAGUGAAGGAUGGAAAAGGAGAAGCAAAGAUGCCUGAGAAGGUCAAGCAGACAGAAACUAAAACAACAGAAGUUGGGUUAAUAAAGGCCAAACCGAAAGUUAAGGAGGAGAAAGCACUUCAGACUGUAACUAAAUCGGAAAAGAAAGAUCAAUAUGCAUUCUGUCGCUAUGUGAUUGACAUGUUUGCGCAAGGGGAUUUUUAUCCAGGACAUAAGGGAAUGGUAUCACCUCGUCUUCUUCUAGAACAUAGUCCAAGAAAGAAAACAGCAGCUAUUGAAGAAGAGAAGUCUAUUGUGGUAGCUAAGGAAGUGAAAAUUGAACUUCUCUUUCCUUCUUUAGAAAGAAAGGAUGAAAAGAAAAGGACUGAUAUAAAGAGGUCUGUUACUGAAACUAAGAAGAAAGGUAUGGUUUGGGAACAUUUCUUGUUGGUCUUAUUCCAAUUUUUGGCUCAAAGACUAUUGUUGUUUGGCUGGUUGGUUUUGGCUGGUUUUGGUUGUUGGUUUUUAGUCCCAUGCUUCUGUCUCUAUAUUGUCCUCUUAGUUCCUUAAUCAUAAUUUGCAUGU